AUGAUAGUCGAUAGAGUUCGUUCGCUUUGUCGCCUGUCUGAUCAUGGAGAUUUUGCUAACCAGUACGCCUCGUUCCUGACAUAUCUGCAGCAGCAAAAAGAACACCAGUUUUGUCAUUAUAUGGAGGAAACCUGGAGUCACAGAGUCGAGCAAUGGUUAGGAUUCGCGAGAGGUAAUGCUUGUAUGAACACGUCGAUGCUAGAACGCUUUCAUAAAAGGCUGAAACAUGAACUGCCAGAUGCUAAACCCAACAUGCGCUUCAAUCGCGUUCUAGAGAUAAUCAUUUCCCUCACUUCGGAGAUGGACGAGGAUCACAGCAUCAAGGUGAGGUCGUCUCAGAAGAAGAAGCAAGAUACACAGAAAGAGCAGGAAACGCUUCCUUCAUAUGCUCAAGACGAUGUGAACUUUUGCGCGGUCUGCUUCCUGCGAGACCCGAAAAACCCCACUGACAAGGAGAAACCCUGUGGUUAA
This is a messenger RNA of Cooperia oncophora, 471 nucleotides long. NCBI's taxonomy places the organism in Eukaryota, Metazoa, Nematoda, Chromadorea, Rhabditida, Trichostrongylidae. The record is from the annotation of a GenBank genome assembly.